UUUGCCGUUUCUUUGUUCAAACUACCAUGCAAUCUCUCUUUUCUCUUCUUUCUUUGAGAAUCAUCCCCGCCCUUCUCCAAAGGGUUCAGCAUUGGAGGAGGGGCAUGGUCUAUUUGGCCUUUUUAGAUCAUUGCCAAAAAAAUCAUUAAAAAUGUCUUCUCCGCCGCCGGAUGACGGAACCUCAAAUUCUCAACCACCACCACCGCAAGACAACUUGUCACCACCACCACCAACGCAAGACAACAACUCGUCAUCACCACCGCCACCGCAAGACAACAACUCGUCACCACCACCACCAAAAAAUAGUGACUCGUCACCACCACCACAAUCGAAAGAUUCAAAGUCUUCUUCACCUCCUCCCCCAUCUUCUUCAAAUUCCAAUGGCAACUCUAAUUCUUCUCCGCCACCACCGCCGCCGCCACCACCUCCACCCCCACCUCCGCCUCCUCCUCCACCGCCUAAUUCGAAAGGAUCAAGGCAUUCGCCACCGCCACCUCUAUCACACCACCGAUCUGGAUCGAAGGGCAUUAGUACAGAGGAGAAAGCGCUAAUAGGAGGAGUGGUGGCUGGAGCGGCAUUGUUAUUGAUUAUCAUGGUAGUGUUCUUCGUUUCGUGUUGCAAGAAGAAGAAGAGAAGGCCGCAUGAUCAGAUGAAGUAUUACAGAGAUAAUUCUCAUGGAAAACAAACAGGUAGCGACUAUUACAACAGCGAACAACACGCGAAUUGGAACAACACCGCCGCCCCACCCGCCACCACCGGAGAACACGCCGUCAAAAUCCCUCCACCACCGGGCUCCGCAGCCGAUUCCGGCCAAUGGCCGGCAGUCCCACCACCACCGCCGCCCCCAAUGAUGAGCAGCAGCGAGAUGAGCUCCACCGGCUUCUCCGGUCCCCGCCAACCACCCCUCCCUCCGCCGCACCCAUCUCUCGCGCUCGGCUUCAACAAGAGCACCUUCACCUACGACGAACUAGCGGCCGCAACUGGUGCUUUUGCGAAGACCAACUUGUUGGGACAAGGCGGGUUUGGGUAUGUGCACAAAGGGGUUUUGCCUAAUGGGAAAGAUAUUGCGGUGAAGAGUUUGAAAUCUGGGAGUGGACAAGGAGAGAGGGAGUUUCAGGCUGAGGUUGAUAUUAUUAGCCGAGUUCAUCAUCGGCACCUUGUUUCGCUUGUUGGGUAUUGUAUGGCGGAUACUCAGAGGAUGUUGGUUUAUGAAUUUGUUCCUAAUAGUUCACUUGAACAUCAUCUUUAUGGGAAUGGUAUACCGGCUAUGGACUUCUCAACGCGGCUCAAAAUUGCGUUAGGAUCAGCCAAAGGGUUCGCUUAUCUUCAUGAAGAUUGCCACCCUCGCAUAAUCCACCGAGACAUCAAAGCUGCUAAUAUCCUCCUUGAUUACAACUUUGAAGCCAAGGUGGCGGAUUUUGGAUUGGCUAAACUCUCUAAUGACAACUACACACACGUGUCAACGCGUAUUAUGGGAACUUUUGGGUACUUGGCACCGGAGUAUGCAUCAAGUGGGAAGCUAACUGAGAAAUCCGAUGUUUAUUCAUAUGGUAUUGUGCUUUUGGAACUCAUUACUGGACGACGCCCUGUGGAUAUCCGCACCGAUGAUGACAGCUUAGUAGACUGGGCAAGGCCAAUUUUAAACCAUGCAACAGAAGGUGGAAACUUUGAAGAGCUGGUAGAUCCACGCUUGGAGAAUGACUACAAUCCCCAGGAGAUGCUGCGCAUGGUAGCAUGUGCUGCUGCUUGCAUUAGGUAUUCUGCAAGGAGACGCCCAAAGAUGAGCCAGAUUGUACGUGCGCUGGAAGGCGAUGUCUCGUUAGAGGACCUCCAUGAAGGUGUGAAACCAGGCCACAGCACAAUCUUCAGCUCAAGCGGCAGUGAGUACGACAGUUCAUACAAUGCUGAGAUGAGGAGGGUUAGGAAGGGGGUAACGUCGAGCCAGGAAUUCACAAGCAGUGAGCACGGUGUCACUGGAGAGUUCGCAACCCGUCCUUCCCCUUCGAGCGGUGGGGACUCACAAGAACUCCGAAUCCGCAGAAACAGCCCUUGACGAUGAAAAGUUUGAAUUUGGCUUUCCAGGCUCACUCGCUCACUCACUCACUCACUCACUACGCACUUUUUUUGAGGGAUGUGAAAAGAGUAACCCCAAUGGCUUCAGGGGUGGAGGGAGCACACAUUUGUCAAUGAGAGUGCUUAAAUGAGAACAGCAUUUGCAGGACAAAAUCAACAUGACAUUGCAAUUUCCUAUUUUAUAGUAAUGUUCAUGAAUGGAAUCUUUUUAAUGUAUGUUGAGUUUGGGUUGAUCUAUUUGUAUUUGUAUUAUUUGCUAUAUAUAUUUAUACACUUGGAGACAUUAGUAGUUUAUAUAUUUGGUUUGGCAA
Camellia sinensis is the source of this 2384-nucleotide messenger RNA. NCBI's taxonomy places the organism in Eukaryota, Viridiplantae, Streptophyta, Magnoliopsida, Ericales, Theaceae. The record is from RefSeq and is a predicted model, not a curated record.